Molecule: messenger RNA, 8712 nt
Organism: Dermacentor silvarum
Lineage: Eukaryota; Metazoa; Arthropoda; Arachnida; Ixodida; Ixodidae
Exons: 5
Coding region: 740-8635 (2631 amino acids)
Source: RefSeq, a predicted model, not a curated record
UAAAGGAAGGAAUGAAGAAAGGGGAGGAGAGGUGGCAAUUGCGACGAAAGAGGAGGCGGGUCCUUGGCUUAGGUAUAGGGUUAGAAGACAAGAGAGCAACGGUUGCUUGCGGGCGCUAGUCGAGGCAACGGGAGAUACAGCCUGCACCGCUCUUCUACAAGACCUGUAUACGGCGUUUCUAUUGCCUUCUAUCUCGGCUACUACUAAACAGCGUUUUAAAGGUUCUCGCGGUAGAAUGAUCCCUGAAUGGGCGUUUUACAGCUUCUAGCGUUAUAACCAAAAUUUCCGACGAGCCCCAUUCGAGCACGUGGCUUACGAGCUCGCGGUGCACACUCCUGACGCAGGCGGCGAACGCGAGGACCAGCGGGCCGGCAGCAGCGAGGUGACCAUCCGGCGUCAGGUGUCCCUCAGCGUGAGACCAGCCGAAUCGCUGCAGGAUGAAGCGGCGCUGCUCGCACAACUGGACCCCAGGCCCGGCUGGCCACAGAUCUCGGAUUACGCCUGCUCCGACCUGAGCUUCGAUGGUGUCGCGGGUGCUGGGCCCCCACCACUGCCUGCCACCGACAUAGGGCUGCUCGAAGGGACGAACGAGGAGCCGCGAGUCGCCGCUCGCACGCUGGUGACGCAGGUGAUCGAGGUGUCCGGCGGACAAGCCGGGAGAAGCAACCGGGUGGGCACUUGGGGAUCAGCGUCGCAGGGCGGAGCCUUCCGACUACCCGAGGACGAGCGCGUCGCACACAUGCUUGUGCCACCUAGAAAAAAAGUAUCAUCCUUGGAGUACACAGUACCGGCCGACCGCGACAAAAGCAUCCUCGUCACGAAGUGCGCUUCAUCAAGCGCCGUUGGCUCGACUGCAAUACUAGUCGAAGAAGCGAGGGACUUCUCUCGCAAGCAAUGCCACAAGUACACGGCCGUUCGUCCGGCAGUUUCCGGCCAGUGGUCCUUCGAAACGCGUCAGGUGACCGGGCAGGCUACGGGCGUCAAGGUGCACUGGGUCUCGAGCAAGACGGAAAGUGCCGCCGACGGUCCGCUUCCCAAUGCGGUGACAGCCGAAGCCUCGGGCGCAGCGCAGGAUGACACAUCACAGGAGCGAGACGAAGCGACCGGAGCUCCGGCUGUGGCGGCCAAAGCAGUCCACUCUAAGAUCAACGUGCUAGCUCCCACGACUCCCGCUGCCACGGACAACGAUGCCACCACGACUGUGGAAGCAUUGACGGAGCACUCGGGCUCUUCGAUCAUUCAGCUGAGACCCAAGGAGUCGCUUGGCGACGCAAACAUUCACGUGAGGGCGACCAGAAACAAGUCGCCGGAGGGUAAGGAGGAGUUCAAGGUCGGCGUCGCUCCCUCCAGGAGUCGUGUCAGCAUCCACCUAGAAGGGCAAAUGCUCACCGCCAAAUCCAGCGAGGCGAAUCUCGUUCACGAUUUCAGGAUGGCCGCCGUCGGCAACCCGCAUCUAGUGCGCAACGUGGCGCCGUCAGCAGAAGAAGACACCGACUGUCCGCCGCACAGGGACCUUCUGUCGAGCCCCGCGGCUACGGCGACGGCAGAACAGAGCGGCGCUGACACAAAGAGUCAGAGAUCCGCACCCGCGGAGCUUCCGGCGUCCGAGGGUCAACCAGCCGACCGAGUGCUACCGUUGCAGAAGAACGUCGAACGCGGACGCGUCCCUGGACGGGAAACAUUCCGCGCUGCCGUAGUUCCUGAAACGAACGUGCCUAGUCUGGGAUGCCUGACCAAGGUAACGAGCGUCGCGCGUAGCGAUCAAGAUGGUCAUCUGUCGAGUCAGUACGGCUUCGGAGACAACCAGAGCGGCGGCCCUUUUCUGCGUGAGUUAUCAGUUGACGAGACUGACGAACCAGCAGGCACUGCAAUCGCAUCGUCUAGCAGUCGCGCCUUGAGAGGAGCCAAAAUUGUGCAGUACGUUGCGUCGUCGGAACGAUUGGAUCGGAUAUCAAGGGCCAGCGCCCGGUCAGGGCUGAGGGAAGAAUUUGUCUUUUCGGCUACGACAGUUGGCUUUAGCGAAAGAGAGCGCCGAGCCCUACCGCCCGUGCGUGAAUCAGGCAUAUCCUCGUCACGUGUCCACCUGCGUCCCACAAGCCGGUUAUCCGAGUUCGGCUUUUCUGCAACGACUUUCGGUCUCACGGACAAGGAUCGUCGUGCUAUAGCAUCUAGUCACUCCUUGGACAAGCGUCCCAGCAGUACUCGUUUGUCACGUGACCACCUGCGACCCACGGGUCAAGUGUCUGAAUUCGGGUUUUCUGCGACGACUUUCGGCCUCACGGACAAAGAUCGACGAGCUGUAGCAUCUAGUCAGUCCCUGAACAAGCGUCCUAGCAUUAAUCGUUCCAAAAGCAGCCACCUUGACUUCAAAUUGUCGUCCAAGAAGAGCCUACAUGCUAUUGACUGUCGCAGCCCAAGUCACGAGGUUAGACGAGAGUUUGGUUUUUCGGCGACAACAAUCGGCCUCACUGACAAAGAUGUACAGAACUUGCCCUCUUCGAGAGACAGAUUUCGAGCGUCUGAAACUGCAGUACAUCAGAAGGCCUCGGACAAAUACACAAAGGACCAAUCUUCAAGAGCUGCGUAUGGUUUGGCGGAAAGAAGAUCUGGGGAAUUUCUCCCAGUCAGGAGUGUCAGCCAUUUGGCGCCGCGUUCCAGUAGGUCGUCCGGAGUACUUCCGCCAUCAACCAUGGGAGGCCUCAUCAUACAACACCUACCGGAAAAUGAAAGUAGAGGAAGCAGCCGAUGCGUUUUUGUCGGCGAUCUAUACACAGACAGUAAUGCAGCCGGCAGAUCCAAGCUGGAUGUUCCUAGCGAUGUACUCCAAAGCACGGCGCGACCGUUACUUUCCGUUAUCGAUGAAGAAGAGAGCACCACAGAUAUCGACGUCGACGGAAUUAUCUUGCGAAAAAAAUCUCUGCAGACGCUUAAAGUUGCACCUUCCAGGGAGCUGUUCAGCUCCAUCGAAGGCUCAAGCACAUUCGACAAUUCUAAUCCCGCCACGUACAACAGUUCUAACCAGCCCGGACAACCAUUAGGUAGCUUUUACGAGGAGAGAAUUCCAGACCAGCAGAAUUCGCUCGGUGCCUCAUUCGAAUCACCGCGAGACAGGGCAAGUACAGUGCGAUUUUUAGAUAAUACUGCAGUGUCACACUGGAUUCCAGGCUCCGCUCAAAACCCUUCUUCCGUAGAGUUUCAAAGACACCGGGGACAGAGUGCCACGACAUUCCCUUCAGCCUACUCAAUGAUGGACUUUGAAACUGCCUACGAGACAGCGCAGAACUCCAGCGAAGCUCAGUCGCCAUUGUCCACGCUUGCUGUGUCAAGGCUUGGAGUUGUUAGUGUUUCGUCCAGCAGUUCAGUGGAGGUAGACGGUCUACACGUUAACCAAACGACGCAGUUCUGCCCGAACUCUCAGACAGUCGCGGGGCCUGCAAGUCCCCUCGGCAUUCCGGCACCCAACGGGAUAUUACGCAACACUGGCGAUGCUUUGGGCUCAGACUUUGGAAAUAAUCACUACGCUCGUACAGCUGUCACAGAUAAACGAUUGCAUUUCGACGAAGAAAAUCGCAGCUUCCUUCCAGAUCAGCAGCUCCCAUUGGGUUCACGCGGCUCGACGGCAGCACGACGUAUCGGAAGUACCGAGCAAGCCUUGGAGCCACCUUACAGCGGGCAGUUUGGCUAUCACGCCGGUGACGAGGACUGGCUGCCUUACGGCCGCUAUUGUGAGCCCCCUGUUUACCGAGAACUCGGUGCCACAAAUUGUGGAUCUUUUCAAGCCUCAUUCGGCGCCACUAAGCAUCCAUUACGCAUGCCUUACCCGAGGAAUCCUGGUGUCGAAGCCAUCGUCGCGACGGCAACUGGUGGGCUUCCUGGAAUGCCAUUGGUUCGGCGCAGAUCGCCUGAAUUCGCGCCCGGGCAGCUUCCGUACGGCAGAAUGAGGCUUUCUACGGCGGGUACGACGAGAAAAGGUCGUCGCGCGGGGGGUGUCUACCGACAGCACGGCGUUUCGUACGUAGGGCCUAGAACUACAGUUUCGGCGCAACAGAACAUCAGAGUGGGUCAAGCUUGCGGAUCGCGCUCGAGUCCACGUGCUAGGCGAAGUGUGUCUCCCGCCCGCAGGAUGACGCAUGCAUAUCAGCAACGGCCUUACUCGCCAGCAAGUUUACAGGGUCAGUACUGGGGGAAUACGUAUGCUCCCGGCAUGGUUAACUCGUGGCAUGCUGGUUGCUACGAAAACCCGGCGUUCGAGCCCGUGCCCACCUCAUUCGUGGACACCGUGCCUGCGUCUGCAACCAGCGAAGCAAGAGGCUGGUGGAUACCAGAUCAGGAGUACCGGAUGAGGAGGAAGAAGGCGGUCAUUCGCGUGGAGAGCGUCAGCACGUUCGAGAGUCACGAGAACGCCAACGAACCGCGUGCGCCAACCGUGCGGUCUCCGGCAGUUUGUAGGAAACGACCAUCGCAGGAAAAGGUCACGUCUACAAAGACAGUGCAGACGGAGGAGCGCGAUGGUAGCGCACGCUGUGUCGCGCCAACAACAGCGGAGACGGGAAGGCCGAAGGUCAUAACCCCCAGGGUCAAAACACACGUGGACAUAGACGACAGUAACAGCGAAACAAGGAACGCCAGCUACACGCGUGUCAGAACGCAGACUGAAACAGUUCAGCAACCCUGGGCGCCGGGAGGAGGACCACCGGACCACGCACGAAACGCGGAAGCGCCAUUCUUGUCGCCAAACUUUGGCACAAGCCCUUCCUACCCUGGUUAUGUUAAUCAAAAUUUUGUCUGUCCUCCCUAUAUGCCAAACUACCGACCAGAACCAUUGGCCCCAACAGCAGUGCCAACUUCUGCCUCACCUUUCAUGGGGCAGAUGGCCCAAACGACGCAUCCAGCUGCUGUCCAGAUGGCUUACUAUGGACAAAUACCAACAAGCCCGCCGCAAAAUGUCGGGCCACCAGCUUCGCCACCGGCUGCUCCACCCACUGCUCGUGCAAAAAGUUCUUCAGAGCGAGCCGCGGCUUGCCCACUGUCCUCCUGUUUCAAGGGGGCCUUCUCUCGACCAGAUGAGAGCUCGGAAGAGGAGCCGAAGAAGCGCGAUUCGCACUGCUGUCACCGCGAACGAAGACGCAAGCGCGCUCGUUCUCCGCUUCCACCGCCGUCGGUGGGCAGCACUUUCACGGUGGGGUACAUGAUGAACUCGGAGAACGAGCUCAGUCCUGUUCUCAUGCCCUUAAAUGCCACGUCAACGCAGCCUCCGCGGAACGAAACCCGAGGCACCCAGUCUGUCACACCGAGUGCGCGCGCUGUUUCGUCGCGGGGGUCGGCCAGCGAGGAGGACCCCGUGGCGAAGUUAGAAAAGCGAGUUCAGGAGCAGAUCGUAGAAAUCGAGAAGGCCAUCCAAGAGCAAGACGAAAGAUGGAAGGAGAACGAGAUGAGCAAAAGAAAGGAAGCCGAGAGGAAGAAGCCGCCGAAGGAGAAGACGGGCAGUAGGGCUAAGCGCAAAGACGGAAAACUGCGCAAUAUCUUCGUCGCGAAGGUGGAAGAAAAUUCCAGUCCCGACGAAUGCGACACCGAGCCUCAGAGUUGGUUCUCGUGGUCACGAACGAGCAAAAGUAGGAAAGGUGUCCAGCUGAAAGUGCCACGGGAGGCACGCUCAGUUCGUUCCAUGGACACGCAGACGGAAGGAAGCUCCGCCAGUCGCGCUUCGUCGAAGGGGAAACUGUCAGAGGGGAGCGAGAAGAUCGCCAUCCCAGGAGUGUCCAGCAGUGAAGCCGUGCCUUCCGGUUUCACCUGGGCGACGCGCCGAAAGAAGCCUGCUCGGUCUAGUUCACGCGGCAGUCCUGGCGAUGAAGCCGCACCUGCUGGCUUCGCAUGGGCGACGCGCCGAAAGAAGCCUACUCAGCCCAGUCCGCGCGGCAGUCCUUCCAGUGAAGCCGGACCUGCUGGCUUCACCUGGGCGACGCGCCGGAAGAAGCCUACUCAGUCUAGUUCCCGCGGCAGUCCUGACAGAGAACCCAUGUCUCCUGAUAUCACGUUGGAGACGUGCCGAAAGAAGGCUACUCUGGCUCGCCCGCGCGGCAGUCCUAACAGAGAAGCCGGACCUCCUGGCUUCACGUGGGAGACGCAACGAAAGAAGUCCAGUCAGCCUAGUCCGCGCGGAAGUCCCGCCCGAAAGGUCUUCUACACAGACGACGACGACAUCAGCAAGAACGACAAGCGCAGCCGUGGUGGGUCCCCACCUCGAGCGUCCGCAAUAAAGGCACCCAGCCCCAACCGCAGCGGCAGGUCAAGUCCCGUGACAGGCAGACGACAGCAGAAACAUCACUCGGCGGAGCGCAGCACACCGUCACCCGACCUCGAGCUCAGCGGCGCCGAAGCAGACACGGACACAGAGAACGCCCUCCUAGCAAAGAUAAGGGUCGGUUUUCCGGGAGCCCGGAGAACGCAGAGGCGUUGGUCUCGAACGGAGAUGCACCGCUCCACCUCCUACGACACGGCGGCAUCGUCCGUGGCUCCUUCGUCGACCGCAGACAGGCGCAUUCGUUCUGCGGGGCAGUUUCCCGGCGAAAAGUCAAAGAAACGGUCUCUGGACACGGUCAGCGAAGUCCCCCCGUCGUCAUGCUGGCAGUCCGUGUGCAGCUUAUUCGGAGGGCCGGAGCGGAAACCGUCUUCCGAGAAGACGGCUGGCGCAAAGAAGUCCAAGAGCUGCUGCAGUUCCGUGUGCGACAGUGCAGAUCCUGGUGUGACGAAGGGCCCCGACCUUACAAGAAAUCGUCGCCUCGGAGAAGGCCAUCCGGUGGCGUUUCACCACCGCUACCGGUACUACCACCAGCCACCCGUGCUACCACCGCCGCCUAUCGGCUACCCUCCGCAGCCACCGAAGCCAAAUUUCAGACGGCGGAAGCGCAGCUCCGAAUACGUAGCCGAGAAAAGCCAAGCAGAAGAGGCAAAGCCUGCCUCUGGAGGAAGCAUACUUUCAAAUAUAUUCAACUGGUUCUCCUCGCGGAGCGGAGACAAGCAGGACGAAGGCGAAGCGGGACAGAAGGACAAGCGACGCGACAGCCAGGGCAGCAGUUUUCAACGCUGGAUAGCGGGAAAGGAGCGCGCCCUCAAGAGAAACGAAUACAAGCUCACCGGAUCACGCGAGCAAGCCGCCACACGGUCGCGAGAGCACUCAGCCGCGCGAUCGCGAGAGCGUCUGCCACAGCAAGCUGCGCCGAUUCCACAGGAGCUGUACUUCGAGGAGGAAGGUGGUCCUCGGUGGGUUAUUAAGUACUCUCCUUCUCAUUCCGCGUCGCCUGCGCAACUAGCGGUGGAUGGACCUCGCGCACCUGGUCCCCGCAAGUCCACAAGCUCGCGCGAGAAAACGCCUGCGGUCUUGAGUGCGCAGCACUCACCGGCAGGCGCCCGCGAAGCGGACUGGUCAGUCCAGUACUUGUACGGCCCCAGCGGUUCCAAACAAGGAUCGCCCGCACAGUCGGGCUCGAGGCCGCCGAUGAGAAUGCCCACGCCCCCAUUUAUGUCCGUAGGCUUUCAAGGAAGCUGCGGGCCACGCGGUGCGGAACAAGCGCAAGCAACGGCGGCAGGUUUCGGUGGACCACCCUCGCACGGGUUCAACAAUACGCCCGAUUGGUCUAUACGUAUAACGCAAGGCCGCGAGCACUCUUCGUCGUCACGUGCCUCAGUCCGCUCCAAAGGGCCCGGAAAACACAGUCCUUCAGCCGGGUCGAAAGAGGCUCCGGCCGAGAUGCAACCGUCGUUCGUCUUGCGGCUCGUUGAACCACGUCCACGAAGCCGCGGGAGUUCGGCCCAGUCGCUGGAACACACUCCGGAAAAGAAGAAGAGCGAGGUGUCCUUCAAAGAUAAGCCCGAGACAACAGUCAUCGUACCGCCAACAGCCGUCGUACCGCCAGCAGAGCCUGCAGCUGCGAAGUCGGAGAAGACAGAGCCUCCUCCAGCAGCCGAUACUGGGAAAGCGCAGCCGGCGCCCCCCACCGCCGCACCACGCGUGCUCCAAACGGAGGAGUCGUUCAAGCACGAAUUCUACGAGGAGAUGGACGAACGCGGCAGGGCGGCGACCAUGGCCCCGGCGGUCAGUCAGCCCGGCGGGGGCUCUGUGCAGGCGGCUGCGCUGUCGGCCGCCCUGCAGAUGUCGGCCAUCGAUGCGCUCCUCUCGCGUGGCACCGAACCGGGCAAGACAACCGAGAACGCUACUGAGGCCCCGAAGAAGCCCAGCUCCGCAAGUGCGCCCAGCAAAGAAGAGAAGAAGCUUUCCCUUCCGGGAAUGCCGAAGGAAGCCCCACCGGACAAGCAGGGCCAAGGCGGCGCGUCGGUCGGCCUGCCGACGUCGCAGUCCGAGCCGGCGAGCAACAAGGCCAAGGGACCAGAGGCCCCCAAGCCCGGCGGCAAGAAGGCGUCGCUGUCACCCGGCGAGCCGGCGCACACCAACUACGUGCUGGAGCUCAAGCGGCAGCGGCAGCGCCAGCCGUACUGGAGCGACCCCUUGUCGUACAAGUGUCCCACCGUGCAGGAGGUGGCCGGAUACGCCAUCAUCACGGCCGUGCUCCUGCUGGGUCUGGUGUUGCUCGUGUCCGUGCCCAGGAUGCGCUCGCAAGCUCUGAAUGCCCAAGACUGACAUUUGCGGCGACUCCCAUCAUCUCCAUCUCUGCUGUUACAUGCACGUUCACUUCCUCUCGCAAUAAAGUGUUCUGC